AUGUAUUUAAAAUCUGUUAUGAACAAUACAAAGUUGAGUAACUAUCUGGUUGAUGGAACAGGCAGGGACACUUAUGUGAGUAAUUUCAAUGGUGGAUUUUGGAAAUCAAAUUAAAUGUAAGCUGUCCGUCCAGAGAGUGGUUCAUACCCUAAUCGGAGAUAUCAAGCAUCACCUGCUCCUUGCAUAGAUUCAAAGAUUAACAGAUAUAGAAAUAAUGGAAGUGGAAGAGAUGGAUAUAUUAGCUAUGAUGAGGGAGGAUUUUCAGUUUCAAUAGGAAUGAAAAAGAAUUUCAUUUCGAAUUUAAGAGGUUAUGAUACUAAAAUAAGAUGUAAUACCCGUGAUAGUUCUACUAUGUUAUAAUCAUUUUCAAAAACAUAAUCAAUUACAAAAAGGCUUUAUUACUCAAAAUAAGUAGAGGAUCCAUAUUUGUAGAUUAGAAAAUUAACUAGCUUACACUAUAAAAAAUGA
Messenger RNA from Paramecium tetraurelia, 468 nucleotides. RefSeq lists its product as uncharacterized. The transcript has 2 exons. NCBI's taxonomy places the organism in Eukaryota, Ciliophora, Oligohymenophorea, Peniculida, Parameciidae. The record is from RefSeq and is a predicted model, not a curated record.